This is a messenger RNA of Cricetulus griseus (Chinese hamster), 3592 nucleotides long. Lineage: Eukaryota; Metazoa; Chordata; Mammalia; Rodentia; Cricetidae. The record is from RefSeq and is a predicted model, not a curated record.
GUAAGAGCUGGGUACAGUAACACACCCCUGUAAUCUCAGCACUUCUGUGAAGAAGAUGAGAAGCAGAGACAGGAGAAUCCCCAGAAGCUUGAGGACCAGGAUGGUAUACACAGCAGCAAACAGGAUGCAAGGCAAGAUAGACACCAGAGUUGUCUUCUGGCUUCCACACAUGUACACACAAACCCACAUGUACAUACAUAUAUAUGGAGAAAUUUAAAGUUGUCAUUGAACUAAUUAAUAUGAGAUGUUCUGGGAGAGACAUAAUACUAAAUAAAGAACCACAAAAGAAUACUAUUGUUUCAUUCAGACUGGCCUGCCAUCAGAGGGGUCAUACAAACACCUUUCUCAUUCUCACACCAGGACCCUGGGGAAGACACGGCGGACAUGCUUGCUAAAUGGUGAGGCUCCUUUGGGAGUCAAGUCCAAUGUCAAAGUUACAGAGUGACUAAUGGGUGGAACAGACUCUGCACUAAGGGGAACUGAAGGGAGAGCAUCUCCAGCAGAGUAUUGGUCAGUGGAUAGAUACAGUACGGAAGACUUCCUCUCACAACUGGCUGGAUGUAUCAGAUGUCUGCCCUACUAUUUUUCUAUAGUCAUGGACUAUGUUCAGACCACAUGUAAGGAGAAGACAGCAUGGGAUCUGCUUCCUCUACAUCUAAAGCCCAAAUCAGCACAGUCUCCACGACAGCCCCAGUGACCAGCUCUGUACCGUGUUUCUCCAGCCCUAAACAGGAAUAUUUAAUCUUGGCCUUUUUUGCUGGGGUUCUGCUGACACUGCUACUCGUGGCCCUUAUCUUCAUCAUUGUCAAGAGCUGCAGAAAAAGUUACUCCAAGUCCCAGGCCCAGUACCCUCUCUCAGAGCCUCCCAUCAAGAAGCUUUCAUCUGUCUCAAAGGAGUCACUUACCUAUGCCAUCAUGACUUUCAAGCCCUCAGAAGCAAACAGCAGUGACUUGACUGGAAACGACUCCACAGGCUUGGACCCCACUGUCUAUUCUCAGAUUAAAGUGGCAGGCCCAUCCCUGCCUCUCCAAUGAGGCAGAACACAGGACCUCCACUCAGCUUCAGUUACAUGUUGCUUUCUGGCUUUGUUUUGUACGUUUGCUUUUGUUGUUUGUUUCCUACAAACUUAGAAGCACAGUCUAUGUACAACUGCAGUCAAAGGUGUGUAGGCUUGAUCUAGUAGUGCUGUCAUCCAUUUUAAAAAACCAAUGGUUAAUUACUUUUCCUACCAGAGAAAAGGCUGCUAGUGCAUUCACUCCAUUUGGCAGUAGCAGCCUCUUGAACAACUCCCUUGAACUUUCCAAAAAGGGACAGAGUUCGAGAUAAAGAAACUCACUGAUGAUAACCAGGGAAGAGCCAACCCUAAUGAACAGUCUAAGAUUUUCAAAUAAUGGCAAACUCUCCUCCAGUGUUGGCCUUUUCUUCAUCAGUUAUCACUGUGUCCCAUUAUCUUCUCCCAAAGUCAAGACCAGAGGUCUAAGCAACACAAAGUCCAUAUUGUAUAGAACACUAGUCAAAUGUGGGUUUCAGUCUCCCCAAUAUAACAUUAGAGAUGUGUAUGACAACCUUGGUUGUGAGACAAAGGUAAAGAUUAAGCAUGUUCAUUUACCCUCAAAACAAAGGGACACUCAUAUAGACUGCCCCAUUAAAAAUAACAGGAAGGUUCUUUUUAAUUUGGCAAGAAUAUUCUGAAAUAUAAGUAUUAAAGGAGAAGAAAAAUUAUAAAAUAAACAUGAGGGCUGGUGAGGUAGAUAAGGACAUUUGCUACCAAAUCUGACAACUUGAAUUCAAUCCCUGGGACUUAUAUGGUCAACACAGAGAACUGACUCCUGAAAGUUGUCAUCUAACCUUUACAUUACUCUGUGGUAGGUGUACAUGCCAGUGUACAAACACAAGCACAGACACACACACACACACACACACACACACACACACACACACACACACACACACACACACUAAAUAUGCACUCAGCUGUUGUGAGAGCAUUCUUAAGAUUUAUUUAUUUUUAUUUUACAUAUACGGUACUCUACCUGCAUGUACACCUGCAUACCAGAAGAGGGCAACAGAUCCCAUUGUAGAUGGUUGUGAGCCACCAUGUAGAUGCUGGGAAUUGAACUCAGGACUUCUGGAAGAGCAGCCAAUGCUUUUAACCAUUGAGCCAUCUCUCCAACCUGUGACAGCAUUCUUAAGGCCUGUGCAAGCCCUAGCAUGGAGAGGGGAGUUGGGCACACAAUCCUACCCCUAGCUGAAGAACAACUAGCAAUUAUUAGCUGCUGGUAAACAAAUAGUUUUCUCUAAGAGUUUAGUCCUUGGUAAGUUGACCGUGAAUAAAUUCAAUACCUAGCCACUGGACAAGACUAGGAUUGGUCAGGAGCAGGUGGACGGGUGUCUUUUGGUGUUUGAGACUCAAAAAGAGAAAGGCUACAAGGAAAUAUGCAAGUAUGAUGUUCAUAGCCUUACCGUUUCCCUUGAGCUGCUAAGCUUGGAGUCCCUCCCAAAUAAAGGAGUCAGGACAGAACCUCAACUAUUCUUAUCUAAGGCUUCGUGAGAGCCACAAUCUAAUCUGACAAGAUACAUAGAGAAUCUGGUCAACACCCAGUCUCCAUUCCAACCCUGUGCAAACCAGGGGACCACUUGAGGAUUCUAAGGCUGGACCUACACCCCAUCAGAAGGAUCCAUGGCAUAUUAAACUGUGUUCUUCUGAAGCUAGGGAAAUGCCACACAGGAACAAAAACCUGCUUUGAUCCCAAGAACUCAUGAAAAAACAUGGGGCAUGGUAGGGCAUGCUUAUCAUCCUAACCUUGGAGAGGCAGGCACUGGAGGAUCCCUGGCUCUCAUUGUUUAUCUAGCCUAGCUUAAUCAGCAAGCUCCAGGCCAAUGAGAGACCCAGUUUCAUACAAGGUGGACAGCCCCUGAGGAGUGACAUCUGAGGUCAUCCUCCAGCCUCCAUAUGUGCAAGUGUACACAUGAAUGUACACGUCCCCCACAGAAUAUCAGGGCUCUUAUGAGGGCAGCAAAGGUCAUGAUGAAACAGCGUGAGUGACACCAUAUGGGGAGAGGGUUGCAGGUUGCAGGGAAGCCCAUAGGGCGGUGGUAAUCCUGCACCAACAAUGAUGUAACUCUAUUUGCUCCCACGGAUGCUGAUGCCUCAUUCUUGCUUUGUGCUUCCUUAUUUGUAUGCAUUUGUCACUUCUCAUCCCUUGGUUGCUCACUGGUCAGAAGCAGCAUCCAAUUACUCUGGUGAUGUUUCUAUUGAGGAAGUGUUUUUGGGGGCCAUGAUCCUUUCACCAAGAGACUAUGAGAACCACAGAUUCAAUCCUGUUUUUGGAUAUAACAGCAUUUAAUGCCAAUUCAGAGAUGUACUGGAAUGUUAUGCUUUUUAGGGACAUUUCAAUAAAUAUUUUUCCAGUGAUGGUCUAGGAGAAGUUAGUCAUACUUGAGGACUCUUUCAAUACUAUUCAGAUAUUUAUUGACUGAUAAACAAAAUACAAGUCAUUUCCCCUUAUCCCAGAUUCUGUACCUCUUCUUCACUCCAUCUAAUCUAAUGCUAAGGUCUGGAGAUGUUAUUCAAUGGCAGCCUUGCUUGGU